AUGUCGGGAAGAAAGGUAUUGGUACUUGAUAAUGGCGCGAACUCAAUUAAGGCAGGUUAUGCUGACUCAACUCAAGCAAGAACUAUACCUAAUUGCAUUGUGACGCGUGGAAAAGGCGACAAAAAGUCUUAUAUAGGGGAUCAAUUAAGCAUGUGUACAGAUUUUACUGGGUUAUAUUAUAAAUUACCAUUUGAAAAGGAAGUUUGGGAUAGAAUUUUUUCUAAAGAUGUUCUUAAUUGCGAUCCGAAAAAUACUACUUUAUUAAUUACAGAACCAUGUUUUAAUUUACCAAACAUUCAACAAAACUAUGAUGAAGUUAUAUUUGAAGCAUAUGAAUUCGAAGCAUAUUAUAGAACAAUUGCUCCAUGGUUAUGUAUUCAAAAUGACACAACUUCACUUUAUAAAGAUCGAUUUUAUAAACCUAAUGAAGUGCCUGAUUGUGCAUUGGUUGUUGAUUCUGGUUAUUCGUUUACUCAUGUUGUACCUUUUGUUAUGGGAAGACCGAUAUUACCAGCUAUCAGAAGGAUCAACAUUGGAGGAAAAUUGUUAACAAAUCAUCUGAAGGAGAUCGUAUCAUUUAGGUAUUGGGAUAUGAUGGAACAAACCUACAUUAUGAAUGAAGUUAAAGAAACGUGUUGUUUCGUUUCUCAAGAUUUUUUAUCGGAUCUAGAAAUUUGUCGAAAAAAUCCACGAGAUAAUCCAAUUCUUCAAGAAUACAUUCUCCCAGACUUUUCAAGAAAUUCAAAGGGAUACAUAAGAGAAAAGAAACGUGGAGGAGAAUAUGAUCAAUCCGAUGAACAAGUAUUGUACAUGAACAAUGAAAGAUUAUCUGUUCCAGAAAUAUUAUUUAAUCCUAUGGAUGUUGGAAUGAACCAAGCAGGAAUUCCUGAAGUAAUAGUGGAAUCAAUUAAUGCAACUCAUCCUGAAAUGUUUCCUUCUUUAUCUGUAAAUGAUGUAGAUUUGCAUGGAUUACUUUAUGGAAACAUCAUCCUGGUCGGUGGAAAUUCUUUAUUUUCCGGAUAUAAAAAUAGAAUUGAAAAGGAUUUACGUUAUCUCGCACCAACGGAAUUUGAAAUUAGGGUUGGAAUUCCUGUCACAUAUGCAUGGCAAGGUGGUGCUAAAUUUGCAAAUUCAGCUGAAUUUAACGAGAAGUUGGUUUCUCGUGCUGAGUUUAAUGAAUACGGCCAUAACAUUUGUCUACAAAGAUUUGGUUUAGGCGAUGAUGACGAUAUAGAAAUGUCCGAGUAA
This is a messenger RNA of Funneliformis geosporum, 1248 nucleotides long. NCBI's taxonomy places the organism in Eukaryota, Fungi, Glomeromycota, Glomeromycetes, Glomerales, Glomeraceae. The record is from the annotation of a GenBank genome assembly.